CUGCAAUGCGUGGGUUGUGCAGGCCGUGGCCUCUGCUGGGGCUGCUCAGCGCUUUGAGCAGUUGGUUGCCAUCUGUAACGGGAAGUGAAGGGUCUUUGCGAAGAGCAGAUGUGGGCACACUGGUCAGUGAGCUCUUCCAAGCCGUCCAGUGUCCAGAACGCCUCGGUGGAAGCCAGCAGCUCUGUGAGAAGUGCCUCCCCGAAGACUGGUUACUGUCAGUACUGGAGGACGAUGGGAAGGACUACAUCAGUGAAGAGGAUUACUUUAAAAUUUCUACUGUGCUCCUCUACUACAUCAUCAACAUGAGACACCUCUGCUCUUCCAACAUUUCGUCACUCUCUUCCUCCUCUGCGCCUACAUCUCCUGAUUACCCAUACAGUCUCCAGGCUCUGACCACGCUCCACUCACUGGAGGAUGGUGGAUUCCUCUCGGCCAAUGAGACGGAGAGCAUCUUGCAAGUCAUCAAUCAGAACUACCAACCACAGGAAAGACCAGCUUCCAGAAACACACAGUGCAUUGAUGCAGCUCACUUGAUGAAGGAGGUGGGCGUGACUGACAGCAGAGGUGUGGAUUCCUCCUCUGUACCUCGACUGGCUGCAGCCAUUAUAAAUCAUCUUCGGCAGGGCCACUGCAUCAGCAGAAGGAACCUCCCCUCACCUGCUUUCUUCACCGACUACAUUUUCCAGUCUCUCAACCGCACCAGUGACCUGCAUAUCAUGGAUUUGGAACAGCUAUUGCACCAGCUUGGCGUAGGAGAGGGUGUGGCACGCAGCUCACAUGGCAGGGAGAGGCGGAGCACAACCGGCCUUGCCCCAAACUUACUGGACACAUGCAGCCAGGAGUUAAAAGGAUCCAGGGACUGGACGCAGAUGUGCUUCUCAGCCAGUCAGCUGUUGGACAUCUUUGUCUUGGAUCCUCAUUCACCAAUCUCUAGAGAUCACUUCAGGCACAUCUGUCCUGCAAUCAUUCAGCAGUUGUUGGGCGAUGCCUGUGACCCCACACAGUCCACAGCUAGGGGAUCACCACCCACGGACAUUGAGAAAUAUGGCUACAGUACAGUUGCAGUGCUGCUGAUCACAGUGGGCUCUAUGCUGGGAAUCUGUCUGAUCUUCUUUAACUCCUGCCAGGAGACUUACACGCUCAUCCUUCAGCUGUUUGUUGGGCUCGCUGUAGGAACACUGUCAGGAGAUGCACUGCUUCAUCUGAUACCACAGAUCCUUGGUCUUCAUGAUGGUAGUCACCAUGAUGACCAUGACCUCAGGGAAGAAAAGGAGUACCUGUGGAAGAUUAUGGGCAUCAUCGCUGGAAUCUAUGGCUUCUUCCUAAUAGAGAGAACCUUCUCCUUUUUAAUAUCCUCGCGUGGGCAUAGUCACUCUCAUGGUUUGUCUGUUGAGCUGAGCUGUAAUGGAGAAGGACAGCGAGGGAAGUCAGUAUCUACCAUGCAGCUGCGAACGUUAGAGGAGACGGAAUGUACAGAAAUACAGCCGGUGGAGCCCACCAUGAACCCUGCUCAGCAGCAGAAACAAGGCAUUCCACUGCUGGCCAUAAUGGUGAUAGUGGGCGACAGCCUCCAUAACUUUGCAGAUGGCUUAGUGGUGGGGGCUGCUUUCUCCAACUCAGCCGAAACUGGCAUAGCAACCACGGUGGCCAUUCUGUGCCAUGAGAUCCCCCACGAAAUGGGUGAUUUUGCAGUGUUACUGAGCUCUGGUCUGUCUGUCCAGCGUGCUGUGAUGAUGAAUUUCCUCAGUGCCCUUACAGCCUUCAUGGGGCUCUAUAUCGGCCUCUUCGUCUCCUCGAAUAUGGAGGUUCAGCAGUGGAUCUUCACCGUCACAGCAGGCAUAUUUCUUUAUCUGUCACUGGUAGAGAUGAUGCCUGAGAUGAGUAGAGUUCACUCUCCACAUCCAUAUCUUAUGUUUUUUCUGCAGAAUGUUGGGCUGCUCAUGGGCUGGGCCUGUCUGCUGCUUCUAGCACUGUUUGAACACAAGCUCACUUUUUAACAUACACAUGGACACGUAUUUCUUGGUACUUCAGUAAAAAAUCUAAUUUACUUGAGAUUGUGCCUUUAAACUUAAUAAUGUAAUGUUUCAUUAGAUUUUUUGCUGGACUAUUGCAUGGUCACUUCAGCACUUUGUAAGAACAUAGCAACAUAACCUGGUCCUGGAGUACCCGGGCAGCGCACAUUGAAAUGUUUUCUCUACUCUAACAUGCUGAUUUCAAACUCAUGAGGGGCUUGUUAAUUAAAUGAUGAGCAGAACUGAAGUGAUAAUCGGAGUUGUUUAUUAUUCAAAAAAAAAAACAACAAAAAAAAAAACUUUAAAAAGCUGUACAGCUGAGAAUAAAAUUAUAAUAACAUUAACAUCCACAAUGGCUUCUGCUUCAAAAGUAGCAAUGAAAUCACCUACUAUAAAUAGAUAUUUACAGUAUACUAAUUAUUCAGUAACUUCUUAUUGUUCCCAAAACACAUGAAAUAUUUAAUUUCAAAAUAUCUGUAUAUCUGUGUUUAGUUUAUAAUGUACAUCUACACCCCCAAUUCCAAAAA
Molecule: messenger RNA, 2539 nt
Organism: Colossoma macropomum (tambaqui)
Lineage: Eukaryota; Metazoa; Chordata; Actinopteri; Characiformes; Serrasalmidae
Product: zinc transporter ZIP12-like
Biological process (GO): intracellular zinc ion homeostasis; zinc ion import across plasma membrane
Cellular component (GO): membrane
Molecular function (GO): zinc ion transmembrane transporter activity
Source: RefSeq, a predicted model, not a curated record